Molecule: messenger RNA, 1038 nt
Organism: Thermochaetoides thermophila DSM 1495
Lineage: Eukaryota; Fungi; Ascomycota; Sordariomycetes; Sordariales; Chaetomiaceae
Product: transcription initiation factor TFIID-like protein
Exons: 2
Coding region: 1-1038 (345 amino acids)
Biological process (GO): transcription initiation at RNA polymerase II promoter; RNA polymerase II preinitiation complex assembly
Cellular component (GO): transcription factor TFIID complex; nucleus
Molecular function (GO): transcription coactivator activity; protein heterodimerization activity
Source: RefSeq, a predicted model, not a curated record
AUGGCCUCCCCGCCAGCGUACUCACCGCCUUAUACUUCCCAUUCGCCUAUCCAGGGAGUUAACCCAAUGUCAUCCAAAAAGCGCGCGGCAGAUACGAGCAGCGGGUCGCCUGCCCUCAAGCGACGCAAGGCUUCGGCCAUCUCCAUCUCGUCAGGUCCCCCCUCCGCCCAUCCUCUCCGUCAAGCCUCGUUUCCUCCCGAUGACGCGUCACCGUUCGGCCCGCGAUCUCCUUCUGUUGAUGUCGAUGCUGUGAGUCUUGUUAGUGGCAGCCAGGUCAGCGCCGUCGCGCCGCUCAAGAAAAAACGCGGUCGAAAGUCCAAGGCCGAGAAAGCUCGAGAGCAGACACCGUCGGUUGUUGGCGCCAAUCCCCCCACAGCUAUCAGCGCCAUCAGUGACAGUGCCAGUCGGGGGGUUAAAAGCUUAGUUAACGUUGUCGGUGUUGGGGACGAGGGUGAAGCUGAUGAAGAGGGCCCGACUCAGGUUGCCGCCACGGCUGAUGCCCGGACCCAAGAGCAGAAGGAGGAGGAACAUCGUGCCAGACGCUUGCUCAUCAGCGCCUUCUCUGAUGAACAGUUCAAUCGCUAUGAAAACUGGCGUGCUGCCAACCUGAGCAAGCCCGCAGUCAGAAGACUUAUUAAUGCCACCGUGUCUCAGUCGGUUGCGGACAAUGUUGUCAUUGGCAUGCGUGCCGUCGCCAAGCUUUUCAUCGGCGACAUUAUCGAGAGCGCUCGCCGCGUUCAAGGCGAGUGGAUCAAUAAAAUGAACGAAAAGCAGAUCGAUUUACCAGCGCCGCCGCCAUUGGAUUACCCCUCUGCUGGUGACAAAGACAAAAAAGACGAGGGCGAAACCCAGAAGGAGAACAAGGCCGAUGACCGCCGUGGGCCGUUACGCCCAGAGCACCUACGCGAAGCCCUUCGACGUUACAGAAAAGGCCUGGAAGGAGGCGGCGUGGGCAUGCAGUGGAUCUGGCACCAGCAACACCAAAACGGAGUUGAUAGGUUCCCCACGAGAACAGGAGGUCGCCGAAUCUUCCGUUAA